Messenger RNA from Schizophyllum commune H4-8, 1235 nucleotides. RefSeq names its product aldolase. The record is from RefSeq and is a predicted model, not a curated record. The transcript has 3 exons. Bases 107 to 1036 code for a protein of 309 amino acids. NCBI's taxonomy places the organism in Eukaryota, Fungi, Basidiomycota, Agaricomycetes, Agaricales, Schizophyllaceae. Gene Ontology annotation, molecular function: 4-hydroxy-tetrahydrodipicolinate synthase activity.
AUGAGAAAGAAUCCGCGGAACCGGAUCCCGACGGGCCGCCAGAUUGCACAUCGAUUCUAUCGCGGUCGGGGUUGCUUCGGACCACCAUCUACGCCUCCAGCUCAUCAUGUCGGCACCACCAAAAGGUUACUACGUCCCCGCCGUUCUCUUCUACGAUGACAAGGAGGAAUUCGACGUAUCCGCAAUCCAGGCACACGUCCUGCGUCUAGCUCAAGGCGGUGUUACUGGUAUCUUGGUUCAGGGAAGCAACGGGGAAGCCCAGUACUUGACGCGCGAGGAGCGGAAGACCGCGAUCGCGCUGACACGGAAGACCCUCGACGACAAUGGUUUUCAGAACACACUUGUGAUCGCCGGUACUGGCGCCCAGUCUACCCGCGAGACAAUCCAGUUCUGCGUGGAUGCGAAGGAGUCCGGCGCAAGUCACGCAUUGGUGCUCACUUCGUCCACCUGGCCGCCCCAAAUGACCCCGGACAACAUCAUCCGCUUCCACACCGCUGUCGCCGACGCCUCUCCCAUCCCCAUCAUGAUCUACAACUUCCCCACCGUCACCGCCGGCAUCGACCUCGACUCGGACGUGAUCGGCGCGCUCGCCGCCCACCCCAACAUCGUCGGCACAAAGCUCUCGUGCGGCAGCAUCGGCAAGCUCCACCGCCUCGCCUCCUCCUUCCCCGCAUCCGAGUUCGCCACCUUUGCCGGCAAGUCCGAAUUCUUCGUGCAGGGAUUGCUCUCCGGGGGCGCUGGGGGCAUCACCGCGCUCGUGAACGUCAUCCCGAAGGUGCACGGGAAGGCGUUUGCGCUGUGGAAGGAGGGGAAGCUCGAAGAGGCGCUGGUGCUGCAGGCGAAAAUGGGGCACGCGGACUGGGCGGUGUCGAAAUUGGGGGGCAUUGGUGGUGUGAAGGCGGUGGUGACGCAGGCGUUUGGGUAUGGCGCGCCGAAUGUGCGCAGCCCGCUGAAGUCGGUGAAUCCGGCGAGCUUGCAAGAGAACAAGUAUUUCAAGACGUUGCAAGAGAUGAUUGAGCUGGAGAAGUCGUUAUAGUUGGGAAAGGAUCAAAUGGGGAUGCGACGUACCUGGAAACCAGCAAGGCUUGACGAUGUAGUUUUGUAUAGUAAUUGUACACCAGGGGCCAGUGGGCUGUGUAUAAUGAGCCCCCAGUCAGGAGGAAAAGUCGAGCACAUACCGAAAGUCGUGAACGUAGGAUUUCGCAAAUAAAUUGCCUUGGGGCAUCUUGACUUGG